This is a messenger RNA of Grosmannia clavigera kw1407, 1506 nucleotides long. RefSeq lists its product as uncharacterized. The record is from RefSeq and is a predicted model, not a curated record. Lineage: Eukaryota; Fungi; Ascomycota; Sordariomycetes; Ophiostomatales; Ophiostomataceae. The transcript has 2 exons. The coding region runs from base 1 to 1506 and encodes 501 amino acids.
AUGGCGGCGCUGGUCUGCGCCUUCCUUCCGCUUCCGUCUCCCAGAGGACCAUGCGUGGGUCACGUGCCCACGGUGAGACGACUGUGCGUUUCAAACCGUCCACCCGUUCGCAGGGUCAAGGGGGCGGAGAAGCUGUUUUGCAGGGCCAAAGCGGCCAACGGGGGGCUGUUUCUCAAGGAGCAGAACCGGUUCUCUACCAUUUCCAUCUCCGCCUGCACGCUGUCUCUAUUUUGGGGUGAAGCGAAAAGGAGAAGGGCGAAGAGCGAAGAGCGAAGAUCGAAGAUCGAUGAUCGAAGAGAUCGAAGAGAUCGAAUUGCCAACAGCAUCCCAGCAGACAGGCGGCUUCCUGGCGAAGCAGACAUGGCAGAAGGCGGCGUGCAGACGACAGCGCUGCCGAUGAUGGCGGAUACUAUGCCCGCGGCGACGUCCGACUACAGCGCCAUGUUUGUGCUGCUGGUGACGCUUCUCGGCUUUGUGCUGCCGAUGCUGCUGGUCUAUCCGCCGGUGAGGCCGCGGCCGAGCGACUUUCUGAACGAGACGCACAGCCGGCUGGGCGUCCAGAAGGACGAACGGAACCGAGACAGAGCGGACAAGAAAGACGGCCACGUUUCCGAACUCUGGAUCUACCCGAUCGAGGCCUGUCGCGGCAUCCAGCUGUCGCGCAGUCGACUUCGGCCGUCCGGACUCGAGCUGGAUCGGCUCUUCUCGCUUGCCCAGCGCAAAGGACCCGACGCCUGGGUCGAGCUCAGGGCCGCGCACUUUGCCCGCCUCGCCGCCCUGCAGGUCGAGCUCUGGCGCCCCGACCGCGCCAAGGCCCAGCGCUGGCAGGAUCGCAUGCGCGCCAGCGACAGCACCGAUCGCGCCUCCACGCUGGCCCAGACGUUUGUGCUGGUGCGCUAUCCCUGGGGCCCGGAGCGCCGCGGUGCUGCCGGCCUGUGGGAACGCCUGUCGGCCAAGCUGGCCCGCGGAUGGCGCGCCGUGCCCGAGGUCGAGAUCGUCUUUCCUCUGGUCGAAGCGGAAGAUCUCGCCUCUGCAUCCACGACUACGACUGUCUGCAAGAGCUCAGACGGCCGCGUCGUGCCCGCCAUCGACCUCUCGGCCGAGAUUCCUCCUUCUCUGCAGCUCUACCUCGGCGUCAGCUGCCAACUCGGCCUCUUCCGGAUCGUCGACCAGAAACCGGCUGCUCCUGUCUGCCUGCUCAACAACAACAGCAGCAGUAGCAUCAGCCUCGACCAGCAGCGGCUCUGCCCCAAUAUCGUCCUUUCUGGUGUUCCUGCUCACGACAAUGACUCGUGGAAGACGGUCCGGCUCAGUCCGUCUCUGCCUGGUGCAGACCACCCUCUGGAUGCCCGUUUCCAAGUCGACCACGAUACAGAUGGCCACCGCUUGCUGUUGACUCCCCUGUUUCCCCAGAAAAAUGGCUCGGAGCCCGUGGAGCUCACCAUCGACGUCGGCAUGGCCGUCAAUGUGGUCGAGCGCGAUGAGCAAAGUCACGUGAGAUGCUGA